Eremothecium sinecaudum is the source of this 432-nucleotide messenger RNA. Its product is annotated as OPA3 family protein. Bases 1 to 432 code for a protein of 143 amino acids. The transcript has a single exon. Gene Ontology annotation, cellular component: mitochondrion. The record is from RefSeq and is a predicted model, not a curated record. Gene Ontology annotation, biological process: regulation of lipid metabolic process. Lineage: Eukaryota; Fungi; Ascomycota; Saccharomycetes; Saccharomycetales; Saccharomycetaceae.
AUGAGUGCUAUUGCCAUAAAGUUAGGCUCCUUGCUUAUAAGACAGGUUACCAGGCCUGUUGCUAACUUAUUAAAGCAACAAGCUAAACAGCAUGCCGUUUUCAAAGGAAUGUGUGUAAGGUUGGCACAACGAAUGCACCGAGUGGAUGCCAAACUUCGUAUGAAAUUGACACCUAUGAGCCAAGAGAAGAAGAUUAGGCCAUUAAACGAGCAGAGAGCUGUUGAAAACGGCGCCACUCUACUUAGUGAAUUGUUUGUAUUUAGUGUGACCGGGAGUAUAGUUAUUUGGGAGUCAUUGAGGCAGCGUAAUAAGGAACUAGCUCGUCGCGAUCAAGUGGUCCGCGAUAUACAGUUAAUGCAAAGUGAAAUACAAGAACUAAAACAAUCCAUUGGCUCGAAAAACGAGAAACAGGUGUCAAUGUCGACUAAGUAA